CUCCGGCCAAGAUACGUACGUGGACCAGCCCUACCUAGUAAACUUCUUUGUAGAGCCAAUCAGUGAAUCCACGUUGACGUGUCGGACUGGUUAUACAUCUAACAACGACGAGCGCCUUUUCUUCCUCGCAAUUCCUCAAUUUUCAUUCUUUAGCCUUCACUCUUCUGGGCUUCAGUUGUUCUCAAACUUCUCUCUCCGCCCACCUUCAACAAUUACUCCGUACAUAACUCUACUUUCCUUGAGCAUACUCUGUAACAAACCCCCCACCAUGACGACCGACAACGAAACAAAAUCCCAACAACCCGUCGUCUGCGUUUUCUGCGGCGCCUCCUCCGGCACCUCACCGAUCCACCUCGAAGCCGCCCGCUCCCUCGCCCACGCCCUGCAUGCCCUAAACGCGCGCCUCGUCUACGGCGGCGGCACCGUCGGCCUCAUGGGCGAAGUCGCCCGCACCCUCGUCUCGCUCUCCGGCCCCUCCUCCGUCCACGGCAUCAUCCCCUCUCCCCUUGUAAAAUACGAGCAAUCGCACGACCCAUGCGACGACCGGGGCCACCGCAUCGACGAAGCCGUCUUCGGCCGCACCACCGUCGUCAAGGAUAUGCAUACGCGGAAGCAGAUGAUGGCGCGCGAGGUCAUUGCUGGGGGCCCCGGGAGCGGGUUCGUCGCGCUGAGUGGGGGGUAUGGGACUAUGGAGGAGUUGAUGGAGGUGACGACGUGGAAUCAGUUGGGGAUCCAUGAUCGCCCUGUUGUGAUAUAUAAUGUCGAGGGGUAUUGGAAUGGGUUGAUUGAGUGGAUAAGGAAUGCGGUCAAGAGUGGGUUCUUGAGGGAGAGUAAUGCGGGGAUUGUGGUCGAGGCGAAGACGGCCGAGGAGGUAGUGGCUGCGUUGAAGGGGUAUAGGAUUGUCGAGGGUAGGUUUAACUUGACGUGGGAAGGGGUCGGGUUGGAGCCGGAGGAUGAGGUCGAGCAGGAGAGCGUGCAGUGUAAGGAGUGAGGGGCAAUACCGGAAGAUGUGGCCUUUAAGGCGAUUGCAUAUGCAUGGAUUUAAGAUGGGCGCAUUUUCUGAUUUAUGCAUGGAGCUGGUGGUGAAGACGUACAUCAUCUCGCCGGCUUUGAGACAUUUGAAUGGCAAUGAGCGUUUUCAUGAGAAGCAUAAGGAUAAGGGGAUAGAUCAGGAUGAAACAUAUACCGAGAAUAGAGAAACUUUAAUAGAAAAUUAUAUCUGCCUGC
Westerdykella ornata is the source of this 1227-nucleotide messenger RNA. RefSeq lists its product as uncharacterized. The transcript has 2 exons. The coding region runs from base 269 to 991 and encodes 240 amino acids. NCBI's taxonomy places the organism in Eukaryota, Fungi, Ascomycota, Dothideomycetes, Pleosporales, Sporormiaceae. The record is from RefSeq and is a predicted model, not a curated record. Gene Ontology annotation, cellular component: cytosol. Gene Ontology annotation, molecular function: hydrolase activity, hydrolyzing N-glycosyl compounds. Gene Ontology annotation, biological process: cytokinin biosynthetic process.